This is a messenger RNA of Corapipo altera (White-ruffed manakin), 7670 nucleotides long. RefSeq names its product tudor domain containing 6 (gene TDRD6). The coding region runs from base 77 to 7042 and encodes 2321 amino acids. NCBI's taxonomy places the organism in Eukaryota, Metazoa, Chordata, Aves, Passeriformes, Pipridae. The transcript has 5 exons. The record is from RefSeq and is a predicted model, not a curated record.
GACGCGUGGCCCAUAUAAGGCCGGGGCGCGGGAGGGUAGCGGGGGUUGUUCGCCUCGUGCGGGCGGUGAGGGCGCGAUGGGCUCCCGCGGUCCCGCGAUGGACGCCGGACUGGGGCCGCUCGGCCGCGGCGACGCCGUCACCCUGCGCGUCCGCGCCGUGGGGCUGCGCCCCGACGUGCCCCUUCUGAGGCUCUGGGGGCUGCUGGGCGAGCGCAAGGCCGACUACGCCCGCCUCCACCGCGAGAUACAGGCGGCGGCGGGGCCGCGCCUGGCCGCGCGCUCCGAGCCCGGCGGGCAGGCGGCCGGCGGGGUGGGGCUGUGCCCUGGUGAGUUGGGGCUCGUAGAGAUGCUGGGGCUCUGGUACCGCUGCUGCGUGGUGAGUUGCAGCGCCCAGGGGUACCGCGUGUUCCUGCUGGACGAGGGGUACCUGGUGGCCACGUCCGCCUGUUACCUGGCGCGGGGCUGCCCGGAGCUGUUCCAGCUGCCGCCGGAGGUGCUGGGCUGCGUCGUGGCCAAUGUCAUGCCCUCCCAAGGCCCUGAGGGCAAGGGCUGCGGGGACUCACCGGUCUCCAAGUGGACAGUGGAGGCGAUGGAAUUCCUCAGCUUCCUGCACGGCAAGGAGGUGUCUGGUGUGGUGCAGGAGGUGAUGUCCCCGCAGCUCAUCGUGCUCGAGCUGCCCCAGCUCGUGGCCCAGAUGCAGCAGCUGGGCUUGGCCAGGCGGGUCUCUCCUGUGUGGUUCUACCAGGUGCUCAGGCGCUGCCUGCCUUUUGGCCACCUAAAGCAGCAGCUCUGGCAGCAACAGCCCUCAACAUGUUCCCUUGGAGCUUUUGCAGUGCCUCAGCUUCUCCACGUGCUGCUGUCAUAUCGGCCCCUGUCACCUGCCUUGGAUUACUUCUACCCACAGCUUCAGCUGGGUGUGACAGAGCCCGUCCUAGUGACCCAUGUCUCUGACCCACAUCACAUCUACUGCCAGUUGCAAUGCCUGUCCCAGGAGAUCCGUUGCCUUUCUGAUACCAUGUGCCAUGUUUAUGACCGGUGGGAGCAGGAUUUAUUGCCCAAGGUGGGCUCACCCUGUGCUGCCCGUGGCACGGAUGGCCAGUGGUACCGUGCCCUUCUGCUGGAGCUUAUUACAGGGGAGCAGGACCAGCAGGCAGCUCUUGUGAUCUUUGUGGACUAUGGCAGGAAGGAGACUGUGACCAGAGCUAACCUGCGCCAUUUGCCUGCUGAGUGUUUUCAGAUGCCUGUGGUGACUUAUGUGUGCGCUCUUCAGGGUGUUUCUGAUGGGGGCUGUGGCUGGUCCUCGUCACAGAUCGAUGUGCUGAAAGCACUGGUGCAAGGCAGAGGAGUGAGUGCUCGCAUCAAAGCCUUUAACUCCUUUGAGCAUCUCUAUUACGUGACCCUGUAUGGGGAAAGCGGCGUCAACUUGAACCAUCUUUUUGGGUCUCAGGCUUGCUGCCUGGUCAGCAGUUGUAAGCAGGUUAGCCAAACUGAGGCUCGUGGGCAGCUGGGAUUAGAAGGAUCCUCAGCUGGAGAAUUGGAAUUGCCAUCAGAUGCACCUCCUGUCUUAACACACAGAGAUUUGGGCUCUGCUGGUGUACCUGGUGUACAGCUGAAGACCUGUGUGUUCUACAGUGCACAGGUCUCCUACCUCCGAGAUCCAUCUGAGUUCUGGCUGCAGCUCAAUGAGCACCACCAGCUUUUCAGGCAGCUGAGGCAGUGCAUGUGGAAUUUCUACUCCCAUGCCACGAAGCUGGAUGGUGCUGGGUGGGACCCACACCCUGGAUCCCUUUGUUGUGCCAGUGGGAACGAGGGUGGCUUUUAUCGAGCGGUGGUCACCAGGGUGCUGGACAGUGGGGUGGAAAUAUACCUGGUGGACAGGGGCAGUACGGAAACUGUGGAUCGGUGUGCAGUGAAGGACCUGCUCCCUCGGUUCAGGGAAGUCCCUGCUCUAGCUCUGAAGUGUUGUUUGGCAGGUGUCUCCCCUCUGAGAGGGGCUUGGAGUGAAGCAUCUGUGUCUGCGUUCAGGGAGAUUGUGCUGAACAAGGGACUGAAGGUUUGGUUUUUGAGUUUGAAGGGUGACAAAUACAUGGUUGAAAUUUUUGACCAGACCCAGUUAGGAGAGAAAAGAGUAAGUAAACUCAUGGCCCAGGGAGGUUAUGCUGAAUACCAGAGGUGUGAAAUAUCCAAGACUCUCCAGAAUUCAGAUGAAAAGGCUGUGACACAGGCCUCUUCCCUAGGAAAUAGUGCAGAGGAAAAACAAAUAAAUGCAGAGAAGAGGCUCAGAGAAGAGUCUGCUCUAAAGAGCAAUGAUAGAGCAGUUGAUCCUGACAUCACUGUGAUGGUCAGAGAGAGCCCUGUUGCAGUCAUUCACAGUUCUAAAAGUAGUGAAUCUCUUCCUACUCAGGAAUAUAAGGGCAAGGGAAACUUGCACGUGCCUUUGAGACAGAAUUAUGUGGAAAUUAAGCCAGGUUAUUCUUGUGGAGGCCACUUAGAAGUGGGAAGUACUGUUAGUGUUAAUUUGUCAUAUGUUGAAAAUCCUAGUGUUUUCUGGUGUCAGUUGAGUAGAAAUAGCCAUGACCUUGAGUUACUAAUGGAUGAAAUUCAGGAGCACUGUAAGAAUUCAUCCCAGCCACAUGUUUGGCCAAAUCUUGUGUGUUUAGCCCAGUACUCAGAGGAUAAGAAAUGGUACAGGGCUUUAAUUGUUAGUGAAGCACUUCGUGCAGAAAAAGUAGAAGUUGUCUAUGUUGACUAUGGCAACAGAGAGCAGGUGUACCUGUCAAACCUCCGUGCAAUUGAUGAGCGCUUCCUCAGGUUGGAGGCUCAGGCUUUCAGGUGCAGCCUUUAUAACUUAAUCCAACCCAAUGGUCAGAAUCCUUUUGCUUGGGAAGAAGAAGCGAUUAAAACUUUUCAGCAGUUUGUUGUUAAUUCGUCAUCUGAACUUGAACUGAAGUGUACAAUAUUUGCCUUGGCUUCAAUAAAUAGGGACCUGUUUAACAUCGUAGAUUUAAUAACACCUUUUCAGAGUGCUUGCCAGUUUCUGACUCAGAGAGGUGUAGCCAGACCUUUAUUUCCUCAAAAGCAUCUGGCAUCCUUGGUUCAGCUUCAUUCUUACUAUUAUUCUAAUCAUGGUAUCAAAAUUGGGAGUGAGGAAGAAGUUUAUAUUACACACAUUGAGGAUCCAUGGACGUUUUAUUGCCAGCUUGAAAGAUGUGCAGAUACCUUAGCACAGUUGGCUGAUAACAUCAGUCACCUGAGUGAAACAAUGACCAGCACAGGAACCUUGAGAACGUCUGGGAGCUUGUGCCUAGCAAGGUAUGCUGACAGUCAGUGGUACAGGGGAGUAAUUAUGGAAGCACAACCUAAGGCAAAAGUCUUCUUUGUGGAUUUUGGGAACACAGAAACCGUAGAGGAAGACGAUCUGCUUCCUUUACCCAGUGAUGCUUCUGAUAUCCUGCUUGUGCCAAUGCAGGCCAUAAAGUGUUCCAUAUCUGAUGUAUCUUCUGUUUCCAAAGAAGCUGCAACAUGGUUUAAGGAAGCUGUCCUAGAAAGGCAAUUAAAAGCAAUAGUAGUAGCAAAGGACUCUGAUAAUACACUGCUGGUUGAAUUGUUUGAUAGUAAUACUCAAAUUAAUACAAAACUGAAGGAGCUAAGCCUAAACAACGCAACACUGUGUAGUCAUGUAGAAAGUGGCACUCAGUGCUCUAGAAAUGGAGAUGUGAAUGAGACUGCAGUGUCCCCUUUAAAUGCAGGGAGGCCUCUUGAAAGCAAAAAAUGCGGAUCUGAAGCUCAGGGAGGACAAGGGAGCAAAAGGCACUUCAAAGAAGAUGUAAACCUUUUCCAGCCCUCUAGCAAGGGAGAUCUGGCAGCUGGAUUACUAGAAUCUGAUGAAAUGCUUAGCAGUAAAAAGGAUGCUAUUUUGUUAAGUAAAGCAGGGGAGGAGUCUCUGCUCUCUAUCCAGAUGGAUACACGGUCAGAUAUUAAAUCUGGUGCUGAAGGCAGGUGUGUAAUGCUUAAAAAUGUGUCUGAUCUACCACAACAGAAGAUAGUGCCAGCUCAUAAAACAUUAGUGUAUGUGUCUUAUGUCAAUGAUCCUCUGGAUUUUUAUGUUCAAUUAGGGAGUGAUGAGGUUCAGCUUAACAGCAUUUUGGAAAGUUUAAACAAUGGGACACCAGCGAAGAAUCCUUGUGGACAAUUUUUCCAAGCAGGAGAUUUAAUCAGUGCUGUUUAUUCAGAAGACAACCUGUGGUAUAGAGCUGCAGUAAAAGAGAAGACUUCUGACAAUUCAAUAAGGGUACACUAUAUUGAUUAUGGUGAUACUUCAGUAAUUAGUGUUCAUCAAGCACGCAGGCUCCCUGAGGACUUGUCAUCUAUUCCAGCAAUAAGCAUUCACUGCUUCCUAGGUGGACUUAAGUGCAAAAAAAAUACAGACUGGGCAGAGAAAACAGUGCUUUACUUCACCAAGAGAACAAGUGAAAUUCUGCUGUCAUGUGAAUUUGUAGAAAAGGUUGAGGAUAAAUGGGAAGUUAUUCUCAGUGACCAUCAAGGUAUAAUAACAGUGGAUUUACCUAAUGAUCUUGCAAGUACAGAGAGAUCUUGUUCAACUGAAAUAAUUGAUAAAAGAGAGAACAGUGACAUGAUAACUUCAUGUGAGCCUUUGCCUUCUCAGGCACCAAGUGAGGUUUCCUGUGAUUGUAAAUCAUUUAUCUGGAAGUUUCCAGAGGCAGGUCAGACUUUAAAAAUUUACAUCACAGUAGUAAAUGGCCCAGAAUACUUCUGGUGUCAUAGUGCUGAUACUGAACACUUGAGCUACAUUGACAAAAAAAUAGAGGAAGCUGAAAAGCUUGGACUGAGCUCUUUGAGUGAUGGCAGAAUAUCUUGUAUUAAAGGCGGUCAUACUUGUCUAGCAAAAUACAGUCAAGAUGGAUGGUUCUACAGAGCUCAGAUCGUCAGUGUAAAAGGUGACAGCGUAGUUGUUCGACAUGUGGAUUACGGAAGCCAGGAAGCUGUUGGCAUGGAGAUGGUCCGACAGAUUCCAUGUGAACUGCUCAGAGUACCUGGUCAGGCAUUUGCUUGCUGUCUGUCAGGUUUCAGUGCUUCAGAGGGCUCAUGGCUUAGUGAAGCAAAUCAGAAGUUUUAUAAUAUGACUGCAGACCUUGUAUUAGAAGCUGAAGUAGUAGAAACUCAGAAAGAUAAAGAUUCUGAAGUUCCUCUCUGUGUUGUCAAGCUGGAAGCUUCUGGCAAUAGUAUUAAUGAAGAGAUGAAGCCUUUUUGGAAGGCUAAUAAAGGAACUGGUGACAGUGCUUUCUCAAGUCUUGACAACCUCUUAAAGGAAAAUAGAAGUUCAAACAGUGAUAUGGGUCUUUGUCUUGAAAGAGAAACUACUGCUGUUUGUGGAUUAGCUCAGGAAGGAAGUGCUUUACUUCGUUCUGAACCUUUCCUGGGUGUAACUUCUGAAUGCUUAGAAACUGCAGAAGCAAAUGUAUCAGUGGGAGCUGCCAGUGGGAACGCUGAUGAUGGAUAUGAAACAGCAGAGCAUCAGAACAGUUUUGAUAAAGAGGUACCUCUGUCUGAAGGCGAUAGUGAUAACAGUAUGUUACUAGAACCAAUGAGAUGCUGCAGCCCUCAUAUUUCAGGGAGUGAAGUGACAGCUUCAGAACAAGAACUGUCUGAAGUACUGUUUGGAGAGGAUGCUGAGCUGCAAGCAGAACUGACGGGCAGUGCUUCAGCAGCCAACCUCUUUCUAGGAAACAAACCAGAAGAGCUGCAGCAAUUGCCAGUGCUCCAGGCACAGCCAUCUUCCAGCGAAGGAACUGGGAUGUUAGUAGAACUGGAUCCAUUAGAAAUGCACUAUUCAUAUGAUGAUCUAAAAGAGUUCCUGCUGGAUCUAGAGGCACUUUCAGCCAAGUCCUCCUUCAGUGAAGAAACAAAGGAAGCCCUGGAAACAAAGUCACUUGAAGUGCAGACAGCAUCAGGCAGUGAAACAAGAGAGACAGUGUUGGAACAGGAAUUGCUGGAGCUGCCAGUUUGUAGUGAGGAGACAGGAGAGUUGGCAGCUCUGAACUUUCUUGAAAUUUUAACAUUACUUAAUGAGAAAGAAAACCUGGUGCCUUCAGUUAGUGAUGGAAAGAAGUCAGAAGAGCCGAUUCUGCCUGUUGUUCAGCCUUCUUUGGGAGGGAACCCAAAGAAACUGAGAGUGAAUUUGUCCGGAAUUCAUCAGGCAGAAGAUCUACUAGGUGAUUGGAUGGAAGCAGACGCCCCUCCCCUAAGGCUGUCAUCAUCUGGUGGCAGACCUGAGAAACAACUGGACCUGAAGACCCAUGACAAGCAGUCAGUCGUAAGUGCCAAGUUUGGGCACUUUCUGGAACUGGUGCUGCCUGAUGUUCAGCCUUCUCAGGAAGACAGGGAGGAGGACUUGUUAGAGCUGGAACAUGCUGUGCUGCAGAAUUCUGCAAAUAGUGGAAGUCAACUUUCAUUUCUUACGAAAGACUCAGUGGAUCAGAGGCCUGUUUUCCCUGUAAAAUCAUGUGACUACAAAGUUAAGAAACGUAAGGGGAGGCAGAAGCAGCAAGAUGACUGUGUGGAAGAGUGGAUGAAACAAGACUUGACAGACUCAUUUAAAGAGUGUGGAAAUACGCAUGGGCAGUCGUCAGGCUGUAAGUCUGGGGAUGAAGAAGAAGAAAAGCAAAACGAGAACUUGGCUGACUGCAGUGCAGCACACCCUGAAUAUCCUUGUAAUCUGAAGGGCUUUGCUGUUGGUUCCAAAUGUGUGGUGUGGACCUCUCUCCAGUGGUGUGAGGCUCGCAUUUUGGAGAUAUCUGAAAAAGGUACUAGGGUCUUGAAUCUCUCCAGUGGCAGUGAGGAAAUUGUGGCUCCUGAGAAUGUCUGGAACGGUAUUCCUGACUCGGCUUGCGGAUCAUCUGAGGCAUUAACCUCUGCAGCAGAAAACUUCCAGUCUUUACCAGAGGAGUCCUUGCUUCAUGAAAAGCAAACCGGCCACAGCUGUGAUUUAGUUGAAGAUAUUUGUGCCCUCCAGCAUUGCUAAAACCAAGUGACAUGUUCACCACAUGAAACUGAUUAAGUACCUGUGUGCCAAACAUUCCCAUGGAAAUGUGUUCAUGGGAAUGAGAACACAAGACAAGCAUUGAGUUGGUUUUUUUUCUCCCUAACUGACUAAAUGCCUGUCACUACUGCACUUCCUUGUCAAAGAAGUGUUGAUGGUAGACAUUGUCGACUUUUUUUCCUACAGCUGUUGUUGGUAGACUGUUAUUGUUAGCUUGUUUCUCAUAACUGUACUUUCUUUACUGAAAUAAGUUUGCCUCUUGACUGGCAUUUCUUAUUGUGUGUGGGUGCACUGACUUGUAUCGAGUUCUUGUAUUAAGGUGGGUGGUUGUUCAAAAAAGGCUUCUUAUGAGUUUCUGUAUAUGCUAUUUGUUGUACAGCACUGCUUGCUGAUGUUUGCUUUUGGAAAGCAAAAGUUACGUUGUUACAUGGGGUUUUUUUUCCUCAAAAAAAAAAAAAAGAAAAUUGAGGGUAUUUUUGCAGGGGUGUGGUGGGGGGAGGAAGGUUUUUUUCCUCCGUUGGGAAAUACAGUUGUUUUGGGUUGAAAUCUUGCAUUUGGUGCUGUUCUAAAGCAAUGGAAGAAGCUAGAAUAAAGCUUUGGCUGACAUAUA